This is a messenger RNA of Silurus meridionalis, 3131 nucleotides long. RefSeq names its product PR domain containing 1b, with ZNF domain (gene prdm1b). Gene Ontology annotation, molecular function: histone deacetylase binding; DNA-binding transcription repressor activity, RNA polymerase II-specific; RNA polymerase II cis-regulatory region sequence-specific DNA binding. The transcript has 6 exons. Lineage: Eukaryota; Metazoa; Chordata; Actinopteri; Siluriformes; Siluridae. The record is from RefSeq and is a predicted model, not a curated record. The coding region runs from base 208 to 2205 and encodes 665 amino acids. Gene Ontology annotation, biological process: cell fate commitment; regulation of transcription by RNA polymerase II. Gene Ontology annotation, cellular component: cytoplasm; nucleus.
AUCAGUCGGCUCAAAAGCCUGGCAUGAGCAAGAGGCUGAGAGUGAGACUGGUGCAGAAAAAGAAGAAAGAGGGAAAAACAAAACAAAAAUCACUGGAAUGAAAUUGGAUUUUGGGAAGUGAAAAACAGAUUGAGGAUGUGUUUUUGACUGAAGAAGAGAGAGGAACAAGGGAUGAUGUAACUAAAGAAAUGAAGAUUGUGCAACUGAAUGAGCGUCAAUUUUUUUUAUCAUAAAAAGUUCAGAGAAGGACCAACAGCAACCACAGUGAGUCAAUUCCAGCCUGCAUGGGAAGACGAGAUGAAGGAAGAGUCGUGCCUCAGGAACAUGAGUGAGUGGUGUGACGUGGAUUUCGCCCUCAAUUGCACUUACAUUGUCCGUGACCAGCCGUUUGAACCUGAAGUCGAGCUUCCCAGCGCCAUGACUUCCAUCCCCAGCAAUCUGACAUUCCAGUACACCUCUGACCACGAGAUCUACUCGGGUCAGCACCUUCACCACUUCAUUGACGGAUAUGAUGUGCAGCGCAGCAAAUGGAUGCGUUUUGUAAACUCGGCAUGUUCUCCGGCCGAGCAGAACCUGGUGACCUAUCAGAAUGUCCCCGACGUCUUCUUCUAUGCCAUCAGACCUGUGGAGACCCAGCGUGAGAUGCUCGUGUGGUACAGUCCCGAGUUCACCAGGAGGCUCUCGGGACAGGCGGAAGACCAACCAGAGAGCAUGAAGCCCAAGCACUUUGGAGCUGAUAUGAGAGAAGCUGACCUCCAAAAGCACUGUCUACCUCAGUGGACCUGCCACCCCAAACAUCCAUCACAACCUUACAGCCUCCACAGUCCAAAAGAGCUAACAAAGGACGAAAAAGACGAGGUUGAGGACGCUGACGAGAAGAUUGACGUCGAGUCCAUUGAGCAAGACACGCCCCCCAACACUCCAGAUCAGCACCUGAUGAAAUCGAGUAGAAGGUUUCCACAGGAAAGCACACACAAAUCACAUCCUGAGCUUGUCUCCCAGUCACACCACGACCCUCCACUACACCCCCAAAACUAUUACAGCCCUCGGGAAGAUUCGACAAUUUACCCUCCUCUGCCACACAACUACCAUUUCUUGCCUCCAUUUGACCCUCAUUCCCAACUCAUUCUGAGCCCUUACACACCCACCGUUCCCUCUAUGCCGCCCCCCAGAGGACCACUUCAAUACGGCAACAUGCUGCCAUGUGAAGCCUUGCCGUUUCCUGCAAUGUCUCAACCAGGCCUGUUCCCUGUUAAUCGUCCUUAUCCAUCGCUUCAUCCGUACACCAGUCUGGAGAAAAGGCCAACGAAUACAUCACCUCUCCAGGGUGCCCCGGCCACCCCCGAAUUAUCACCCCUCAUGAAGCAUUCUCCAGGGCCUGAGCAUCUGUGCGAGGAGGCCAUCAACCUCAGCUUAGCUUCUACACCAAAAAUAAGCUCUCUGAAAUCGCCAUUACCAUCGGUGUCACCACAGGGUCCGGGGUACAAGUCACUUCCGUACCCGUUGAAGAAACAGAAUGGAAAGAUCAAGUACGAGUGCAACAUCUGCUUUAAGACCUUCGGCCAGCUGUCCAACCUGAAGGUGCACUUGAGGGUGCAUAAUGGAGAAAGGCCAUUUGAUUGUAAGUUGUGUAAGAAGAGCUUCACCCAGCUGGCUCACCUACAGAAACACCAUCUUGUCCACACUGGAGAAAAACCUCAUGAGUGUCAGGUGUGCCAGAAGCGUUUUAGCAGCACCAGCAACCUGAAGACGCACCUGCGCUUACACUCGGGAGAGAAGCCCUACCAGUGCAAAGUGUGCGCCACCAAGUUCACGCAAUACAUUCACCUGAAGCUACACCGCCGCAUGCACAGUUCAGGAGAGCGGCCGCAUCCUUGCCCGUUGUGCCAUCGUGGUUUCCUCCAUCACUUCUCCCUCAGGCUGCACCGACGCUCAGGGUGCUGCCAUGCCAAUUCCCAGCCUGAAAGUUCAGAGCUGAGGAAUGCAGCCGAGAUCCUCGAGCGAUUCGAUGUCAGCGCUGAGGCUGAAGCUCUCGCCGAGAAUUCCUCUGAGGCCGAAGUUGAAGCCACCCUGGAGAAAUGGCUCGAGCUGGAAGAUCAACCCAAACCCAGCUACUUUAAAGCCUCCGAACUGUUGAAGACCCCAGGACAAUGGCAGGACAGGGCCAGUGUGGUGCGUUUCGGUGGUGAAGAAAGAGUCCACUGAGAAAACAAAAAUGAAAAGAUGGUUUAUAUUACAGUUACUGACGUCAUCUGAAAAUCCUCGAUGUUUGCGUGUAUUAGUUUACACCACAAAAAUGAGAGGACAGGAGCUAAACCAAGCCAAGCAGCACAUAACUAGCAUUUCCAAAGACUUGAUAAUUGCACUUAAGCCUUCAGUUCUUCGGCAGCGAGCAAAGGCAAUCAAGUUACAUCCUUGUACUUGUGUUUUAUUUUGUUUAGUGUGUUUCUGACUUAAUUAAUUUAUUGCUUUCGGUACUUUUUGUGUUUGGUUUCAGAAAUGUAUUAGAUGUUCUUUUUUUGUACUGUUCUGUUCGAAUAGUUUUUGCUAUCGUUUGGAGUUAAAAUAUUGAUUUUUCUUUCUCAGGAAGCAGCAAUCAGGGUACGGAAUUGUUAACAAAAAUAUAUCAGGGGUUUGUUAAGUGAAUGUUUUCUGAAUAAAUUCUGCAAAUAGCAACAGUUAUAAAUCUUAAUUCUGUAAACAGAAGUCAAACUUCUAUUUUAUUAUUUAUUAUUUAGAAGAGUUUUCUUUUGGCUUACUCAAUGAUAUAGUAAAUUAGUUAUCCGACACUGAAUUUAACUCAGUGUAAACCAAAUCCACAGCAGGAACCGAAGUUAUUAUAAAUCUCAGGGCAAAUUGUGUGUAAUUUAUUACUGUAUGCUAUACUCUGUUUUUAAUUUAUUGAACAUUAGCACUGGAAAAAGCAGGAUCUCAUUCCAUGUGCAUGGUUACUGUUACAUAGAGAUGACAGGAAUUCGUUUACUGAUUUUCUUUGUUUAGUUUUUUUCAUGUUUUUUUUUUUGUACAGUUUUGUUUACCCGAAUAUUUUGGAUGUCAAUACUUUAUAUGUCAGAGUUUAUUUUUACUUAACUUUUGUAAUGUAGCACAUUAAAAUAUAUUUCUCAUGAAAA